Megalobrama amblycephala (Wuchang bream) is the source of this 2707-nucleotide messenger RNA. RefSeq names its product homeobox protein goosecoid-2. The record is from RefSeq and is a predicted model, not a curated record. NCBI's taxonomy places the organism in Eukaryota, Metazoa, Chordata, Actinopteri, Cypriniformes, Xenocyprididae. Gene Ontology annotation, biological process: regulation of transcription by RNA polymerase II. Gene Ontology annotation, molecular function: RNA polymerase II cis-regulatory region sequence-specific DNA binding; DNA-binding transcription factor activity, RNA polymerase II-specific. The coding region runs from base 1577 to 2131 and encodes 184 amino acids. The transcript has 3 exons. Gene Ontology annotation, cellular component: nucleus.
UCCGACCCAUGAUCUGAGUAACACAAAAACUGCCCAAACACUGGGUUGUUACGUCCGACCCAUGAUCUGAGUAACACAAAAACUGCCCAAACACUGGAAAUGAACCCAAAAAAUUACCCCAAAGGCUCAACCCAGGACUUGGGUAGAAAAAAAGUAAAAGUAGAAAUGCUCUGGUUAACAGAAGUUCACUUGUGCACAAGCAUCUGAGCAUUUCAAGAUCUAAUCAAUGGCUUUUUUAGCCUAAAUAUUCAUCCACAACUGUAAAGCAGACUCUGAAAUGCAGAAAAAUAUUCAACAGUACAUUGGAAUUAAUAAAAUAUCACGGAACUAUAAAUGCAUCAUUUCUGAGAGGCAGAAAAGCAUAUCUGCCCCAAUCAACAUGACACUGAAAACCAUAAUCUCAACAAUGUGAAGCAAAUGAAUAUCAGUAAGCCAGACAGACGCUGUUUAUUUGUAUCUAGUUUUGAUCCUCCUUAUCGGUGUGGCUUAAGACAGAUUUUGAAAAUCCAUUAAUUCCUUGAUGAAAACCAUGUAUACGGACUUGUAUGAUUACAAAGGAUUUGUUGAGAAUGAAUAGAACAUGUACAAUAUGGCUUUUUGUCAAAAAAGGGACAUUGAAUGACUGUGUUUCGGUGAUAAGACGAGAGUCGAGACAUCGCUCAAGUGUUUCUGCUGUUCACACAUUUGAAAUUAAGACUUUUAGCAUCAAAAAUUAUUAAUAUACAACCAUACUGCAUCACAGCAAGCUAAUAAACAAACUGCAAAAAAUGAUAUACUUCUAGUACAAAUAUCUAAACAUUCUUAAAUCAAGAUACGAAGAUAUUAAUGCAUCAAGUUCUUGUUUUAAGCACUCAUUUGGAUGCAUUUUUCAUUAAACAAGUCUUAAUAUCUUCAGUCAUAUUGCUUUCUGGUAAAUGUAUCUUGAUUUAAGAUCAUUUAGAUAUUUGUGCUGGAAAACAAGACAAAAAUAUAUAUUUUUUUUUGCAGUAAUAUUGUUUUUAUGAAGCAUUAGUGCUGGUGUUUUUCCAAGAUUCGCUUUAAAGCAAAACCUGGUUCCCCAAAACACUUUUAAGCAGUAAUAAAGAAAAAAAGGCCCGAUCAGUAUGAAUGCUUGGAUCUCCGAGGGUUAAACAGGUGUGACAUGAAGUAAAUCUCAUGCAAAUGCAGGAGCCGGAGCUGAUCCUCUUGGAGACCCGCAUGCUCUCCGUCCACAUCCCGGCGGAAUCAAAGCACAUUUAUCUUUUAGCACAACAAUGAGGAUUUCUGGCUCUCUGUACGUCUCAUUUGAUACAGUGAAAUCUGAUUUCUUGUCAGCUAAAGCCAGAUUACCUGAAUCUCCUGUGCUCACUAACACCUUCACAAAACUGCCCAGAUUAGGUGGGAUUUUUCAGCCACUUUAUACAUUUUUUUCCCUUCAGCUGUAUAGAGGGAUUAUGUUUUGUCUCCUUCCUUUUAAUCUAUUUGGUAAAUGGGGGUUUGACACAGAGUGGCGAGCGAUCCGGCUCUAUAUGAAUGUGUUCUCCUCUAAAGCCAAUGGCAUUUUGGCUCAGCACCAGGUCCAAAUGUGACGCGAGCCAUGGACGGGAGCAAGAAGCGCUUGGCAUUCACCAUCGACAGCAUUCUGAGCGCUGGCUUUGAGAACGGAGACAGGAGCUUGGAAAACCCUCGUGCUUCGGCUCCGGGAGCCUGUGAGGAGAGACCGACCCCGGAAUCUGCAGCGAGUCGCGAUGAAUCGAUGAAUCAGACGGAGACUCGAUCGCACUGCUGCUUCUGUUCACACUGUGGAGAGAUUCUGCACACGGCCGCCAUUUGGGGUUCGAGGAUGUUUCCAGAGACGUGCUCUGCUGCAGACGCUCAUGGCAGAGAAAGCUUCGGUCAUGUUCAGAGGAGGGUUCGCCGCCACCGGACCAUCUUCACAGAAGAACAGCUGGACGCUCUGGAGGAUCUGUUCCGGCAGAACCAGUAUCCUGACAUCAACACCCGCGAGCAGCUGGCCCAGCAGACACACCUGCGCGAGGAGAGAGUCGAGGUGUGGUUUAAGAACCGAAGGGCAAAAUGGAGACGACAGAAGCGGCUUCCUUUCAGCCUCCGUGGAGCAGAUGACUGGAAAACAGUCCUUCACAGCGACUGACAUGAACAUUAUGAUUUCUGCAUCAUAAAACCCUCCAAAAGACUAUACGAGCUGACAACAGUCUGGCUUUAAAUCCCUUCAUUUAUCAAUUACAGUCAUUUGUUGACACUUGUUUGACAGAGACAAAAUUAUUCAUAGUGUUUAAUAAUUGGACAUUUUUAUGUUAUUUCUUCAUGUUUUAUAUUCAUUUUCAUUCAAACGAUCUUGCCAAUGCAUUAUAAAGAUACAUACAAAAAAUAAAACCUAAUGCAUCCCUAUCACAGACCUAUAAUCAAUUAAACAAUCAACAUUAAAAACACUAUUAUAUCAUUUUGUAUAAGACAGCAUAGAAAUGUUCAGAGAUAGUUUUUUUUAUCUCAUGGAUGACUUUAAAUCUAUUAUUCCAUGUGGCAAAAUGCAUGUUCAUGUAAUGAGGGAAGUUAUGAGUUUGUAAUUUUUAAUGUUGAAAUAAUGUAUUAAAUAUAGCUAAUAAUUUAAAAAUAAAGCAUUGCACUUAUAUAGUGUGAUAUAGCUUUUGUACAAUAGUUCAAUAAACAGUAAUACACAGUAUUGCCAGUCACUUUGUUUUCAUUCCGC